Messenger RNA from Engraulis encrasicolus (European anchovy), 5510 nucleotides. RefSeq names its product solute carrier family 4 member 10a (gene slc4a10a). Gene Ontology annotation, cellular component: plasma membrane; basolateral plasma membrane. Gene Ontology annotation, biological process: transmembrane transport; regulation of intracellular pH; monoatomic anion transport. Lineage: Eukaryota; Metazoa; Chordata; Actinopteri; Clupeiformes; Engraulidae. The transcript has 26 exons. The coding region runs from base 8 to 3361 and encodes 1117 amino acids. Gene Ontology annotation, molecular function: monoatomic anion transmembrane transporter activity; sodium:bicarbonate symporter activity; solute:inorganic anion antiporter activity. The record is from RefSeq and is a predicted model, not a curated record.
AGGAGAGAUGGACAUAAAGGAUCAAGGAGCACAGAUGGAGCCGCUUCUGCCACCGGUCCACAGUCCGGGAAGCGAGAGUGAAUCAGUGAGUGAAUCGAGAAAUGAUGAGGAGGCAGUACUGGACAGAGGAGGGACGAGGUCCAUGCUCAACACCAACUUCGAGAAAGAAGAGCUAGAAGGCCACCGUACCCUGUACAUUGGAGUCCAUGUGCCGCUCGGCAGAAGGUCGCACAGACGGCACCGUCACCAUGGACACAGACACAGGAAGCGGUCCAGAGAGAGGGAUUCUGGCACGGAGGAUGGCCGCGAGUCACCCUCAUACACGGACACCCCGUCCCAGCGUGUGCAGUUCCUGCUGGGCACGGAGGACGAUGACGAGCAGCACAUCCCUCACGCCCUCUUCACUGAGCUGGACGAGAUCUGCCUCCGGGAGGGAGAGGACGCCGAGUGGAAGGAGACCGCCAGGUGGCUGAAGUUCGAGGAGGAUGUGGAGGACGGUGGUGAGAGGUGGAGUAAGCCCUACGUGGCCACCCUGUCGCUGCACAGCCUGUUUGAGCUGCGCUCCUGCAUCCUCAAUGGCAUCGUCAUGCUGGACAUGAGGGCGGACUCCCUGGAGGAGAUUGCAGACAUGGUCCUGGACCAGCAUGAGUCGACGGUGUCCCUGGGCGAGGACGUCCGGCGCAAGAUCAAGAACGCUCUGCUGAAACGCCACCACCACCAGAACCAGAAGAAGCUGGGCCACCGCAUCCCCAUCGUCAGGUCCUUCGCAGACAUCGGCAAGAAGCAGUCCGAACCACACAACAUGGACAAGAACGGCGGUCAGAUAGUGUCACCGCAGUCCCAGCCGGCCACUACAGAGGGAGGAGGCGGCAGCAGGGAGAACAGCUCAGUCGACUUCAGCAAGGUAGACCUGCACUUCAUGAAGAAGAUCCCCCCGGGCGCUGAGGCCUCCAAUAUCCUGGUGGGUGAGCUGGAGUUUCUGGAGAAGCCGGUGGUGGCCUUCGUACGUCUCUGCCCCGCUGCCAUGCUAAAUGGCAUCGCUGAAGUCCCCAUCGCCAGCAGGUUCCUGUUCAUCCUGAUGGGCCCCAUGGGGAAGGGCCCCCAAUACCAUGAGAUCGGGCGCUCCAUCGCCACCCUCAUGACAGAUGAGGUGUUCCAUGACGUGGCGUAUAAGGCUAAGGAGCGUAGUGACCUGGUGGCAGGUAUUGACGAGUUCCUGGACCAAGUCACUGUACUGCCACCUGGAGAGUGGGACCCCACCAUCAGGAUAGAGCCUCCCAAAAACGUACCCUCUCAGGAGAAGAGGAAGUUGCCACCACUGCCAAACGGCAUCACAGACCUGGCAGAGGCGGAGCACGGGGGACACGGGGGCCCUGAACUGCAGCGCACUGGGAGGUUGUUUGGGGGUCUGAUCAUGGACAUCAAGCGCAAGGCUCCGCACUACCUGUCGGACUAUACGGACGCGUUGAGUCUGCAGUGUCUGGCCUCCUUCCUCUUCCUCUACUGCGCCUGCAUGUCCCCCGUCAUCACCUUCGGAGGGCUGCUGGGGGAGGCCACGGAGGGACGCAUAAGUGCCAUCGAGUCCCUGUUCGGCGCCUCCAUGACGGGCAUCGCCUACUCCCUGUUUGCCGGCCAGCCCCUCACCAUCCUGGGCAGCACGGGGCCCGUACUGGUCUUCGAGAAGAUCCUCUACAAGUUCUGCAAGGACUACGGGCUCUCGUACCUCUCCCUGCGCGUGUGCAUCGGGCUGUGGACGGCCUUCUUCUGCCUGCUCCUGGUUGCCACGGACGCCAGCUCGCUGGUGUGCUACAUCACGCGCUUCACCGAGGAGGCCUUCGCCUCGCUCAUCUGCAUCAUCUUCAUCUACGAGGCGCUGGAGAAGCUCAUCCACCUGGGGGAGCACUACCCCUUCAACAUGCACAACGACCUCAACAAACUCACACACUACUCGUGUGUGUGCACGAUGCCAGAACACCCCAGCAACAGCACACUGAAAUACUGGGCAGAAAAUAACAUCACUGCUAUCGACAUAGAUUGGAGAGACCUGGAUGUCCGGGGCUGCAUAGCGCUGCACGGGCACUUUGAGGGCACGGCAUGUGGGCACCAUGGCCCCUACAUCCCCGACGUGCUCUUCUGGUCCGUGGUCCUCUUCUUCUCCACCGUGGCCAUGUCCUUCUUCCUCAAGGAGUUCAAGACCAGCCGAUACUUCCCCACCAGGGUCAGGUCGGUCAUCAGUGAUUUCGCCGUCUUCAUCACCAUCCUCACCAUGGUCCUCAUAGACUAUGGCCUGGGGGUGCCCUCCCCAAAACUACAGGUGCCCAGCAAGUUCAAGCCAACCAGAGACGACCGCGGCUGGCUGAUCAGUCCUAUUGGUCCGAACCCCUGGUGGACGGUCCUCAUCAGCUGCCUCCCGGCCCUGCUCUGCACCAUCCUCAUCUUCAUGGACCAGCAGAUCACGGCCGUCAUCAUCAACCGCAAAGAGCACAAACUCAAGAAGGGCUGUGGCUACCACUUGGACCUGUUCUGGGUGGGCCUGAUGCUGGGCGUGUGCUCGGUGAUGGGCUUGCCGUGGUUCGUGGCGGCCACUGUGCUCUCCAUCUCCCACGUCAACAGCCUGAAGCUGGAGUCGGAGAGCUCGGCGCCCGGCGAGCAGCCCAAGUUCCUGGGCAUCCUGGAGCAGCGCUUCACGGGACUCAUGAUCUUCACGCUGAUGGGAUGCUCCGUCUUCAUGACCUCCGUGCUCAAGUUCAUUCCCAUGCCUGUCCUGUAUGGGGUGUUCCUCUACAUGGGAGCCUCCUCUCUCAGGGGUAUACAGUUCUUCGACCGUCUGAAGCUGUUCGCCAUGCCGGCUAAGCACCAGCCGGACUUCAUCUACCUGCGCCACGUGCCCCUGAGGAAGGUGCACCUCUUUACCAUCGUCCAGCUCAGCUGCCUGGUCAUGCUCUGGGUCAUCAAGACAUCCAAAGCGGCCAUCGUUUUCCCCAUGAUGGUGCUGGCCCUGGUGUUUAUCCGUAAGCUGCUGGACUUCCUCUUCAGCAAGAGGGAGCUGAGCUGGCUGGACGACCUGAUGCCUGAGAGCAAGAAGAAAAAACUGGAGGAUGACGGGACAGAGGAGGUUCACAGUGGCAUUGUGGAGGAGGAGGGCAUUGUCCAGGUACCAAUGGAAGGCCAUUACAAGGAUGACCCGUCCUCUGUCAACAUCUCUGAUGAGAUGACAAAGGCUUCUUUUGGCAACGUGUUUAAAGGCCUCAACACAGACAGCACCAAAAAGGACAUGACUUCAAAAAGUUUUCCUGGAGCGGUGAGCCGAAAACACGACCGAGAUGUCGAGAAAGGCUUGGACAGGGAGACCAGUUUGUGACCUUUUAUUUUCUUGUUUAACCCCCCCCCCCUUUGUUGUUGUUUUGCUCAACUGCACACCGAUUACAGACACAAAUGUGCACACGCUUACUUACAUGCACACACACUCACCAAUGUGCUCACAACGUCUUACUCACAUGCACACACACCCACCCACAAAUACACACAAACCCACAUCUUCACGAACUACACACAGCACCAACUGUACAUGCAUGUAUUAUUGUGCCACAUUCCAAAACUUCUAUACGUUCCUUUGUACAUUUGUCUGUGCUUGUUCAAGUGGUGAAAACCUUUAGCAAACCAUUGCACCAUUUUCCAUGGUCGUUGCGUGUUGAAGUAUGCCUGUGUGUGUGUGUGUGUGUGUGUGUGUGUGCGUGCGAAUGUAUGUGAAUGAGCGUAUGGUUGAUUGAGUGUUUGUGAUUUUCUGCGUGUGUGAGUAUGUACAGUAUGUGUGUGAUGUAUUGAUUCUUUUAGUGGUGGGGUGAGGGUACAUGAGUGUAUCAAUGUGAUGUUUCAUGUUUUAAAAUGCCCCAAUGACAUUUUCAAAGUUUGAUUUUUCUUUUUUUCACGAAUAGUAUGUAUUUUGUAUGUUUUUUAUUUUUUGACUUUAGAAUAUUCUCCUUUUAAAAAAAAUUGUCUUGUGUAUGAAAUAUAUCCAGUUGUUUUUUUUUGUUUUUUUUUAAAGAAACGUACAUAGCUAGCAAGUGCUAGAUAUAGAAACUAAGAGACGUACUAAAUAGAUAUCGUGUUUCUGUCUGAAAAAUUCAUAUAGAAAAUGUAUAUCACUCUGAAAAAUUUACUGAAAUCUUUGCAAAUGUAAUAAGAGUAAAAUGUCAGUAUAUUAGCAGUAUAUUUCAAAAGUAUGUUCAAGAAAAAGAAGUCUUGAGGAGGCCGUCUUGAGACCUUCAGUACAUCCACACUUUUUAGUGGAUGCUUGCCAUUUAAAUUUUUUGCUUUUCUUUUCUACAGCAACUUUGCUGCUAAAUGUCUCUUGUCUAUCUGUAUUGUUAUUUUUUUAACCUUUUCUCUUCUUCCCCUUUUGGUAACACUUAAUUUCAUGUGGUCUGUGUUACAGCGCAUCUACCUACGUACAUAGGUAGCCUAUACAGUGAAACAUUCUUUGUAACAAUAACGUAAUAUCAUGUGCUAGCGUGGUACUUACAUGAUGUAUUUUGGAUGGCAACACAUGCAUUGUGUAAGCACAGCACUAGUGUCUGAUAUUAAAGUAAAGUGUUGCCCCCCUCUCACCCAGACACAUCUCCUAUACUUGUUCUGACUUGUUUGUUUCGGGACGUGCGAUCUGGGGAUGGCGUGAAGACGGGAUAACCAACCAUGUACAGAAUAGAGGACGAGAGGGUUGGUUUACCAGUACAUAUAGUACAUAGAAAGCUUACAUAUAUAUUUUGUUUAAAUGGAAUUUAAAAUGUAAUGAUAACUACUAUUAUGCUUGCAUUACUGUUCCAUCCGUCCACGUACUGUACAUGCGUCGCUGUGUGUCAAUGGCAGUCAUGUGACUUCGCCUCUCAAAUCCCACGCUCCUGAUUGGCUGCUGGGAAUGGAAUUUUCCACUCCGAGCAGCGAACUCUAACCCAUGAAUACCCGUGUAUACCUGUAUGUUGUAUGUACCAGUUGGCGAGAGAGAUACGGCGGUCGGGAGGUAGAGGAGGAUGCAAUAAUUCUUUCAUAAGAGGGCAUUACGUAUAUCAAGUUCCAAAUGGAGAUUUUUUUUUAACAUAAUAUCUGUACAUUCCAUCUUGUAUUUUUGUCCAUGUAUAAAGUGUUAUGACUUAACAUGUCUAUAUGUAAUUUAAAACAGAUUUAGACAAAGAGUAUAGUUGCAGAGUUAGUUGCGGUUACUCGGCCACUUCUCUUGGCUUCUCAUAAUGCUUGAAACUGCCCAAAAGAGGCAGGCGGUAGAAUUUUUUGUAGAGUUAAACUACUGUGCACUUUCACGUUUUAUUUUGCAACUGAUUAUUCGAGUAUACCCUCAAAAGCGAUACUGAUGUUGUGAUCAAAUCAGUAUUGGCUCUUUGAAAUGUCUCCAUCAUUGAUUGAUUCUCACUUACAAAUAAAGCAAAUGUAUUGUUGUCAGUGUGACUUUUUUCAAAACAAGAUUCCUGUGAAAGCUAAUAAAGCUAACUAAUAUAUUG